Cololabis saira (Pacific saury) is the source of this 3305-nucleotide messenger RNA. RefSeq lists its product as uncharacterized. Lineage: Eukaryota; Metazoa; Chordata; Actinopteri; Beloniformes; Belonidae. The transcript is spliced from 8 exons. Gene Ontology annotation, cellular component: nucleus. The record is from RefSeq and is a predicted model, not a curated record. The coding region runs from base 132 to 2639 and encodes 835 amino acids.
AGCUUGUGGGGUCUAGUUUCCAUCGUGCAGUAGUGCAACUACGCUUUUUACAGUUUUCUUCUGGAAUACCUGCUGGCUGGCAACUUGUCUGCGUGCAUUUAGUCCGUAGUAAUAGCAGAGACCAAAGAAACAUGUCGACAGUGUUUUCUUUCCAAGCGCAGCUCGUCUCCAUCAUGGACGCGUUAACCAAAACAGCUGUGAUGGAAAUCAGCAAACUGGUGGAGAUCGAAUCAAAGAUGCUGAAAAUAGAGAUAACUCGAGGGCGAAAUGAAAUCUCGUCCCUCUCGGAGAAGCUGCAGCUGAUGGAGAAGUUGCUGUUCAUGGCGCAGGCGGCCAGGCAGGAUCCAGUGGCAGCAGCUUGUUCAGUAGUGAAGGACUCUGCAGAAAACACUACAUUUCUGGCACCGGUCAUUAAAAGUGUACUGCAUCCCGGUGAAACCCUGUGGGAAUGCACAAAUCCCCCUGCUGAGAGCAGUUUUCAUCGAGGGGAAGAACACCCAGCCAGUGAACUUCGAAAUCCACCGAAAGAGCCGCCUGAAAUGAUAUUGGUAAAGGAGGAGCCACCAGAGGCAGAUAAUGAAAACAUUAAACAAGAUGGGAUAAGUAGAAACGGAGGGGAAGUAGUUCCGGAUAUGCAGGAUCCGGAAGUGAUGCAACACACCAAACCCAUUGCAGAACACCAGCAGCCUCUAUUCACCAAUAGCACGGAGCAUCAGCAGCCUUUAUUCCCUGAUGGCUUUGUGACUCGGAGCCAACCGUCUCUCCCUGAACCGAGGGUGGACGAACCACGCUGGAAUCCACAACUAACACCUGGAGACACUAACCUAGAAGAUGGAAAAAGAUUGGUUCAAAAUAUUGCCUCCCAAAGCUUAAAUGUUCUCAGGCAUAUGAAGCUUCACAGUUGCAGAAACUCUGUUGCUAAGAGGUUUGGCUGCUUGCAGUGUGGCAAGAAUUUCAGAUGCUUUAGUCAGCUGGAAAUCCACCAGAGAAGUCACACAGGGGAGAAGCCUUUUAGAUGCACGCUGUGUGGAAAGCGAUACGCCCAAAAAGGCCACUUGUACACACACCAGCGCACACACACUGGGGAAAAGCCAUAUCGCUGUCCCAUUUGCGGAAAGGGCUUUAUUCAGAAAUGCACCCUCGAUAUGCAUCAGCGCACACACACGGGAGAAAAACCUUUUGUUUGUAUCAAAUGUGGCAAAGGUUUUACAAAGAACUGUAAUCUGAAAAAACACUUUGCUGUACAUCUAGAUCCUAGUUUGAAUAUUUACAGUAGUGAAUCUGGCACACCAGCAUUUAGUGGGACAUUCAUUGAUGGAACAUCUUACUGCAUCACAUAUUUGAUGAAAAUAGCCAAACGUUGCCAACGGUGGGAAGUGAGCCAAAAUAAAUCACGAAAUCCUGGGGUUGUUUCUGACGAUAUGAUGUGCGACACUGCAAACCGGGGGUUUCGGUCGCAGAUGGCCGCGAUCCUGGACAAAUUAACCAAGACGGCGGUGCUGGAGAUCGGCAAUCUCGCCGAUGAAUGCUCGUCCGUCCUUCGCACCGAGAUCUCCCUUCACAAGACGGAGAACGAGGCGCUGAAGAAGCGCUGCUUCUCGCUGGAGGUGCAGCUGAGAGCGGCCAGGGAGGCGCAGUCCUACCCCGUCAACAGCGGCGUCAGCCUCCGGCAGCCUCCAGAUCAGCACCAGUCUGUUCCAGCCAUUGAGGGGGUAUUUGGAAAGGACUGGUGCAUGGAUCUGUGGAGGGAAGACAGGCUGCCUCCUCAAGCAAGAGAACCAGCGGAUACUUCUAUUAUGACAAAUGCAGGAGCACAGGCAAUUGACAUGAUGGGAGGAGAACCUGAUCUUGUCUUUAUCAAGGAGGAGACAUAUGAUGAUCAUCCUAUUAGCCAACAGAUGAGGCACACCGAUAACAGAAAACUUGUUGGGAUGUUUGAGGAUGACUGCACGCUGCACAGAUCUGUUAAUGACCUGCAGCUCCACACAGGGGAAUUAACCAACUUCCCCAUGACAUCUGAAAGUCAAAUACAACAACGUGCACAGCCGACAAUAAUGGACAGGCUAAUAGAUGAUGCAGCAAUGAGCACAAUGGUUGAAAACAUAAACUCGCCUGCAGCCGCUGUGGGAAACUCGAACUACACCAAUGGCCUCCACCUGAACACAACCAAAGAACUGGCCUUUCAGAACGCGAAACCAACAAAGCGGUUUGAGUGUUUAUUUUGUGGAAAGGUCUUCAACUACUUGAGCAGUUUGAAAGUUCACAUUAGGCGACACUCCGGUGAAAAACCAUUCAGCUGCUCCGUCUGCGGUAAACGCUUUGCUCAAAAAACGUACCUGAAACUGCACCAGCGAGUGCACUCGGGCGAAAAACCAUACAGCUGCCCAGACUGCGGCAAGAGCUUUUCCCAGAAAAGCUCUUUGAACAUCCAUCUUCGAACACACACCGGCGAAAAACCUUACAGCUGUGUGGACUGUGGCAAAUGUUACACGUAUAAGUAUGGUUUAAAUCAUCACCAGUGUUUCAACUGGGUAGUUAAACCAGAAGGGUUUGACAGGGGUCCACUCAGUUCUGGUCAGAGUGGCACAGCAUGUGCCACUAUGUCGAUAUUAACCUCCAACAUGGAUGACAAAUAUUAGUUUAAAACACAAAGUCUUUAUAAACAAUAUUCUUAUUGUAACGUUCAUAGAUUUAACAGUGGAACAUUUUUAAAUUUAGCGCUGAGUUGAAUGUUUUCAGCUGCUGAACACCAGUACAGAUUUGUGUAAUGUUUUUUUAAAUUAUUUGUGACUGAUGAGGACUUCCAGGACUUUCAGAUUUCUUUUUAACCGUAUCCUCAGGCAGCAGGAGACACAACAGCUAAUCUUAAACUAUGAGAAAAAGCAAGUCAUGCAUGUCUACAUACCUCACUUCUCAGGCCACGAUAGGCUUGAUCCAGAUAAAACCAAAAUAACUACUUUUGGAAGGUGCUCUUUGAUUUGCACACAUGCAUCUUAAAACCUUUAAAACUACCUCUUUGAAACAAAGUAGAAAUAAAACAACAGUUUGCUUCAUUGUCCCAGGUGUUGCCAUUGUCUCUUACGCCUGAUCUCUUGGGAUUAAAUGGAAGAUGGUUUGUUUUAUUGAAAAACAUGUUAUGAAAAUGUUGUCUUGGUCAUAUUUAAAAGAUAAAUAAAUGGUUGGAAUCUAAAUGGUGUUACUGUAUUUUUAUGGUUGCAUCACAAUUUCAUGAAAACUAAUUGUGUUGUCAAGAUAGUUAAUCUCAAUUUUCUUCAAAAAAACAGAAGCGCUUUGUUCAGAGCAUU